This is a messenger RNA of Sabethes cyaneus, 2112 nucleotides long. Its product is annotated as protein C12orf4 homolog. Bases 474 to 2015 code for a protein of 513 amino acids. Gene Ontology annotation, cellular component: cytoplasm. The transcript is spliced from 3 exons. Lineage: Eukaryota; Metazoa; Arthropoda; Insecta; Diptera; Culicidae. The record is from RefSeq and is a predicted model, not a curated record.
UGGUCACGAAACAGCCCAGUGCACUUCCUUCCAUGGAACCGCUCAACCUAAAAAGUGAUUUGAGUGAUUUGGCAUUUGGCAUACUCAGCUUUGAGUAUAGUGUUAGCGGUUUUGUAGACAGAGUUACAUUUUUAAUCAUAGUUUGCGCAAAUACUACCCAAUAUGGGGUGCAAUGGUAACGUGGUAAAUACCGUAAAUACUUAUAAUAUGAUGAAAUAAAUAGUGGUGUACUAUGAAUUGUUCCACUUCUGGUGAAAGUGAGCGUAUUGCCAAACUUUGUAUUAGGGCUUUAGCUCACCCAUCAGGUUUACUGGGUUUAAUUUUACUCUAAAUCGAAGCAAAUAAGAAAAACAAUGAACAAUCGCCAUUCGCUUAGUUGGAAAUUAGUAUAAAAUAUAAGUUUUGCAAAAGUGAAGCGCAAUUUAAAAGGUGUAUAAAAAUAUUUAAAAAUAUAAUAUAUAGCCUUUUCUACUAUGAGUGUGCAGUGCGAGAAAACAGUCGAAUUCCACUAUGAGUUCAAAAACUACAACGAUUCAAAUGCAAAAUUAACAUAUCCUGUGGAGAUUCCUUACACCAAAAGUACGGAUGAGCUGGCACACCGGAUAGUAGCCAAACGAAUGGAUCCUAUAAUGAAGUUUUUGCGAGCUGACAAACAUUUGAAAAUAACUCUUAAGCAUUUUAUACGUAUGGAAAAUCAAAAGUUUUAUGAUGAACAAGAUAAAAUUGCUCUUGAAAAGCUUGAAACAGGACAAAUUGACGUUGAUUCAUUGGCUCUGGAGUUGGAAAAGUUAUACAAGGAUGAAAUACUAGAAUAUGCCGAUCGAGUCGGACCGUCGGAUGAUGAGAUAUUUGCACAAAGUUAUCACCAGCUAGUGCACUCAUCAGUCUUAUCUGAGAUUUUGACUAGAGAACGGGAUUAUGCUAAAACAAUAACAAAUUUGACUGCUCAAAUGACCCAACAAAUAACAACUAUGAAUACAUUACACCAGGAGGAAAUCGAAGCUAAGAUGAAGCUCCUAGACAUUUCUGUAACUUCCGAAAAUAUCAAUCACAUUUUAUCUAAGCAGUAUGGCAUGCAGAAUAUGAUUCGCAAACAAUGCGAAUCAGAAUUGGAAUCCACGAGGGGUCAUCAGAAAUAUGAAUAUCGAAACUGGAUUACACACAUUGAUAACUUUCUAGUGGAAUCGAAUAGCCCCACUCAAAUUGGAAAUCGCUGGUCAAUGAUUUCUACUCAAGGACCAUCGAUGGAGGAAAGCUUCACUAUACAUCUGGGAUCGCAAUUAAAGCACAUGCACAAUAUUCGAAUUCUAAGUACAAAACUUUCGGAUUUGUGUAGUCCGUUGUAUGGAGAUAACAGCUUCGGAGGUCCAAAUGUUGCUUUGGGAUUAUAUUCGAGCUCCCUUUGUGGAAUAGUGGUGCUCACGCCUUCCGGAAAAGUUUCCCCAGAUUCGGAAAUACGACGAAGUGCCAACAUGUCAACAGAGUUUCAUUUUGAUCAAGUAGAAUAUCAAAUUGAAAAGAUUCAGGAAGAUCUACGCAAGCUCAGACAGACUGUCGAUGUUGAGCGAGAUUCCAAAAACGGUUGCCGGUUAAAACCAGGAGACGUAUUUAUCACACGUCACUCGAACCUUUCUCACUCGCAUGUGAUCUUUCAUCUAAUUUCUGACGAAACAUUCCAAAGCCCGAGCGAAAUUAACUCCCGCCAUCCGGUUAUUUUGGGAUUGCGCAACAUAUUGAAAAUUUCCAGCCGACACGAUGUCACAACACUAACGAUUCCAGCGUUGUUAAGACACACCAUGUCAGAGGACAUGACAGUCAGCUGGUGUGUGCGCCGUGCUGAAUUAGUCUUCAAGUGUGCUAAAGGGUUCAUGAUCGAAUCAGCCAGCUGGGGUGGAGCAGAACUGAACACAUUGCAAUUACUAUUGCCGCAUGAUAUUUCUGAAGAACUAUUUCGUACAUUAGCUGACAUGGUGCCGCACGUAUUUCGGGUAGCGAAUCCUAAAAUUUUGCAAUAAUCUAUCAAUCUCUAUGUCCCUGAUUAGUGCAAUCAUCAAAAAUCUCUAACCAAUAUAUUGCAGACACAGUAUUCGAACAUAUAAUAUAGUUUGAGUG